Molecule: messenger RNA, 2073 nt
Organism: Esox lucius (northern pike)
Lineage: Eukaryota; Metazoa; Chordata; Actinopteri; Esociformes; Esocidae
Product: organic solute transporter subunit alpha-like
Exons: 9
Coding region: 799-1773 (324 amino acids)
Biological process (GO): transport
Molecular function (GO): transporter activity
Source: RefSeq, a predicted model, not a curated record
UUAGAUAAUUGCAUUAAUGAGAAAUUGAACAGGUGUUCCGAAAAAUCCUUUAGGUGAGUGUAUAUAAGCAGUAUGGCGCCGUCAUAUUGCUUAUAUCUGUUCUGCAUUUCCAUGUCUAGGCAAUGGCCCCCAGUUGAGUGGCGAGGGGUCAAAAUUGGAGUAGGUCUUUGUAAUUGACCUUAUGACCCAGACAAAAUGUAAUCGUUUGUUUAGCUCCUCCCCUUUAUUGAGCCAAUUAAUUUUAGAGAUUAUGUCAAUGAGUCGAAUAACCUUGGUGGCUCUGGUACGAGUUGAAACUGAGCCUGGGUUCUGGAAACUCUAACUCUAGUUCUUCCCUGUGUUCCACACUUAGUGUUUUAGAAACGUAAAUAGACUGAACAGUCCCAUGCAUUGUAAUUCCUUGGGAAAUUAAGUUGCAUUUGUAAUCACUGGUUGCUAACUUUGAAAUAUCAGCGGAAGUUAAUGGCGGAUUAGGUCUUGGUUCCCAAAUUAAUACAGCUCCAGAUGUUGUGUGAUGUUUUUUCAGGUCCAUUAUUUUCCCAAUUUGCCAUGUCACAUUAUCAUUGGAAAGUAAUCACCUGUGCAAUGUUGUUAGAUUCAAUUGUAUAAUUUGUUUUACUCUUUAAAGCCCACUGGCAUGUGAUACAUUUGUUUGUUGAAAUAUAUUUUUUCAGACAUUUAAGCAUCAGUGGGGCAACAAAGUGAUGAGAGUUUUUGCUGUGAGAGCAGUUGGUCACAGUUGAAACUACAUGCAGACCGGAGGCUGCUGGAUAAACCAGAACGUCUAACCGACUCAGAAUGGACGAGAACCGAACCAUCGACCCAAGCUGCAUGGACCAACCUCCAGUGGCCAUCGAUAUCAUUCUCCAGUUGGACAUCUUUGGUAUCAUCCUGUACUCUGUGCUGACCUUCAUGGCAACCAUCUCCAUGCUUGUCUACAUAGAGGAGUGUUGGUACAUCUACCAGAAGGUUCCCGCCCAAAAGAAGAGCGCCAUCAUCUGGGUCAAUGGGGCUGCGCCGGUAAUCGGGACCAUGUCCUGUCUCGGGAUGUGGAUUCCAAGAGCCACCAUGUUUACUGACAUGACCUCGGCCUGCUACUUUGCCAUCGUGGUGUUCAAGUUCCUGGUGUUGAUGAUCGAAGAGGUGGGAGGUGAUGAGGCGUUUCUACAGCGAGCGGGGAAGAACAAGCUGAGGAUCAGUACAGGACCCUGCUGCUGCUGUUGUCCCUGUCUGCCCCAUGUUCCAAUCACACGACGAAGUCUGUUCCUGCUGAAGUUGGGGUCGUUCCAGUUUGCCCUGUUGAAGGUCGUCUUCACCGUUCUGUCCAUUGCCCUGUGGACCAACGGCAACUUUGAAAUGGCAGACAUGAGGAUAACAGGAGCAUCUAUCUGGAUCAACCCGGGACUGGGCGUCCUGACGAUCAUAGCCCUCUGGCCUGUCGCCAUCAUGUUUAUGCACCUCAGGACGACGCUGCGCAGCCUCAAGAUCAUCCCCAAAUACGCCAUGUACCAGCUGGUGCUGGUGCUCAGUCAACUUCAGUCAGCCAUCAUCAACAUCCUGGCACUGCGUGGAGCCAUCGCCUGCACUCCUCCCUACUCCUCACGCGCCCGGGGAUACUUGAUGAGUCAACAGUUGUUGAUUCUGGAGAUGUUUGUCAUCACCUUGGUAACUCGCAUGUUGUACCGCCGCCAGUACGACCCCCUUCCUGAAAAUGAGCCCAACGACGAGAACACCAAGAUCAUCCUGUCGGCUGAGAACUCAGAUGUAGCGUGAGAGAGGAAGUGCGUGUGUGCGUGUGUGCGCAUGUGUGUGUGCGCGUGUGUGUGUGCGUGUGUGUGUGGGAGGUAAAGAUAAAGCAUGCGGCCUGGGGCAGUUGGGGAUUAAUUAUAUAGUUGCACCUUUGUACACAAACCUACUGGAUAUCUGGAUUUUGUUAUGUUCUAUGGAAGUCUGUAAUAUCAACUCAGUCCGUCUUUAUUGUUCCGGGAGCAAAGCUGUUUUUGUCAUUGUUCAUGUAAUGUAGCAAUGUAGUGUCAAGAUCAAUUUAUAUAAUAAAUACAUUUUCAAACAGUG